Messenger RNA from Trichoderma citrinoviride, 450 nucleotides. RefSeq lists its product as hypothetical. The annotation marks the transcript as partial. The transcript has a single exon. NCBI's taxonomy places the organism in Eukaryota, Fungi, Ascomycota, Sordariomycetes, Hypocreales, Hypocreaceae. The record is from RefSeq and is a predicted model, not a curated record.
CUUCAUCAUGGCCGAAUCCAUCAGAAUGAAUCUGCAGCCGGCUCCGCAUCCAGUUGUCUAUGCCGCCAACUUCCCCCGAGUCCAUGCCGAUAACUUUCCCCUUGGGGAUCGUGCAACGUUCUCCAAGUAUUAUCCAUAUGGGAUCCCCGUCACCUACAAGAUGAUGCACGGCGCGCACUCCCAGGGGGCCGCUCAGACGUAUCUGGAGGACCACCUUCCCGUGGGCUUCUAUACCACCGUGCCGCCCAAGGCAAGGGCCUACAUUUCGACCGCUAAUGGCAGCCGGCCAUUUCGAAAGCUGGACCAUAUCUUGCCCCAGCGCCGGGUCCAUCUAUGGUCGAAAGACGAGAUCCAAACCAUUUGCAACUCGCUUCGCAAGGUGUAUUGGAAUGAGCUGAAGAACAUGCAGCAGCCUCAUUGCUGGGACGACUUGUGGACAUAUUUCGAUGC